Coregonus sp. 'balchen' is the source of this 691-nucleotide messenger RNA. Lineage: Eukaryota; Metazoa; Chordata; Actinopteri; Salmoniformes; Salmonidae. The record is from the annotation of a GenBank genome assembly.
AUGUACGAAAUGGGAAGGGGGAGCUGUACAACCAGCUACCCUCCCAUCACCAAUAAGGACAUGGCCCAGCUCCAAAACUUCCAGGCUCUGAAUCCCGGUACACGAAGGGGUCUGGUCCAGAAUGUGUGGUUCGAGCUCCAGUUACAUCUGGGACUAAGAAGAAAAGAGGGGAACAGACAACUAAAGCCCAACUAAUUUCUCGUAAAAACAGACGAGAACGGUCUAAGGCAGGGCUGCACUACCUCUUCCUGGAGGUCUACUGUCCUGUAGGUUUUCAGUCUGGUGUGUUAAAUUAGGGUUGGACUGAAAACCCACACGAUGGUAGAUCUCCAGGAAGAGGUUUGGGCAGCCCUGGUCUAAGGUAUGUUGUUCAUAGACGGUUUGUGUUAUUUCUAAGUUGCACUUGUAAUUAGGCUACUGGAAAACAAUAUGAUAACAACACAUUCUCUCUCUCAGAUACGCAACACUCGCAUAUAACAAGGCCACAAAGAAUCAUCUGGACCCAAGGAAGAGGGGCAGGGAGUCCAAGAGGAGAUUCAUGUUCGAGCAGCCAGGGAACCCACUAUGCCGGAUGGCAUCACUGGAAAAAUAUCUAUCGAAAUGCCCAGAGAACGCCCUUGUCUUUUAUCUUCACCCAAGGAGAGGAGAGUGUAUCGGGGACUUGAACUGGUACACGUCAGAGACGAUGGCC